Molecule: messenger RNA, 2616 nt
Organism: Chlorella variabilis
Lineage: Eukaryota; Viridiplantae; Chlorophyta; Trebouxiophyceae; Chlorellales; Chlorellaceae
Exons: 9
Coding region: 1-2616 (871 amino acids)
Biological process (GO): protein phosphorylation
Molecular function (GO): ATP binding; protein kinase activity
Source: RefSeq, a predicted model, not a curated record
AUGAGGAGGAGCAAUAAGCUCGGCGCGGACUCGCCGCUGGCAGCCGGGCUGCUCCUGCUGGCGCUCCUGCUGGUGCCACCGACGGCGGCGGGCUGGGCCGACCUGGCUCUCACCCCGCCGGGUGAGCCGGAGCUGCUGCCCCGGGAUGCCUACCGCCCCAUCAGCUGGACGCAGCAGCAGGUUGAGAGCAUGCGGCGCAGGGCGCUGCUGCAGCAGCUGGCCGGCGGCGGCGGCGGCGGCGCAGCCGUGCCUCAGCUGCCCGUGUGCGAGCUGCAGCUGUCGUACCGCGUGGUGGACCUCACGGCAGCCAACUUCUCCAGCGUGGCCACCAUCACCAACAACCGGGAGCUGGACCUUCUGCACUGGCAGGUGGUGUGGCGCUUUGCCGACUUCCGCCACGUGGUGCUGAGCCGCGCCGACGGCGCCAUCCAGCUGUCUCCCGGCUCCCCCAGCGGCGCCCCCGUCCGCCUGGUGGACACGUUCCAAAACGACGGCAUCCCUGGAGGCGGCGGCACCUACUCCUUCCUGGCAGAAGCCGCCUUCACCGGCCUGCCGCUGCCGCCCGGCAGCGACCAGCAGCUGGGCAUAGCCGCGGUCAACAUCAACGGCUACCAGUGCAGCCUGGCCGGCGGCGGUACCAUGCGGUACGGCCAGUGCACGGCUGGCAGCCCCGACGUCGGCAGCGCCACCGGCCCCGUGCUGCUGCCAGACGGGCAGAGCCCUGCUGGCGGCCCCGCAGUCGUGCUGGUGGAACCAAGCGAUGGAGGCGGCGGCUUGGGGACAGGGGGAGGCUGCUGGGCCCAGUUCUGUUGCGGCGUGGUGCUGGUUGACAGCGUGCCGCCGGCCCCGCCGCCCUCGCCCCCGCCGCCACCACCGGUGCCAGAGGUGGUGCUUCCGCCGGUCUCGCUGCAGGCGUCGCCGCCACAGCAGCCGCUCCCGCAGCCGGAGCGGCCGCCGGGGCCUGCCCUCAGCCCGCCACAAUUGCCUGCUCAGCCUGGCGGCAGCACCAGCAGCGGCAGCGACAGCAGCGAGAGCGCGAGCAGCGGCCGUGGCAAAGGCAGCAAAGUUGUGCCAGCGGCAGCAGGGGGUGCGGGGGCCGCCGUGCUGCUGCUGGCGGCGGCCGCCAUUCUGCUGCUGGUGCGGCGACGGCGGCGACGCAGCAGGCCGGAGCCCCAUCCUGGCGAGGCAUCGGAAGCCAGCAAACCUGCGCCCACCCCAGUUAGCGGCAGCGAGGUGGCCGCUGGUCUGCGGGUACCAACCGCAUUCCUGCAGGGCAGCCCGACACUUAGCUCCAUCCUUGUCCCCUCGCCCAUGCUGCGCCAGCAAGCGGUGGCGGCAGCGGCGCGGUCAGCGGGCAGCGGCGACCUGCCUGCUGCUGCCGCUGCCGCUGCCGCAGCCGUUGCCGAAGGCGCGGAGCUCAUCACUGCCGCCAGCGCGCCGGGCGCAGCCGCACAGGCGGUGCCGCCGUCGGGCCGGAGCAGCAGCGACAGCGCCGGCUCCGGCGGCAGCGCGCCUGCCAGCUGCGGCAGCGGCAGCGUGGACCUCACACACGACGUCACCCUCGCAGAGCAGCUGGGCAGCGGCGCCUUUGGCACGGUGUACCGAGGCAGCUGGAGAGGGCAGCCCGUGGCGGUCAAGGUGCUGCAGACGGCGGCGGCGCCGCGCAGCAGGGAGCUGGAGAGCUUCAAGCAGGAAGCCAAGGUGCUGGCUGGGCUGCGGCACCCAAACAUCGUGGCGCUGCUGGCCGCCUGCACAGUGCCGCCCAACAUAUGCAUCAUAGAGGAGCUGGCGGAGGGCGGCUCCCUGCACCAGCUGCUGCACGGGGCCGCGGGGGCGCGGCGCCGCGCGCCGCUGCGCUAUGCCCAGCUCCUGGGCGUGGCGGCCGACGUGGCGGCCGCCAUGUGCUACCUGCACCCCGGCAUCGUGCACCGAGAUCUCAAGUCUCAGAACGUGCUGCUCGAUGCCCAGGGCCGCGCCAUGGUCUGCGACUUUGGCAUCGCCAAGUUCAAGGAUCGCACUUUUGUGUCCACGGUUGGAGCGCAGGCGGGCACACCGGCCUACAUGGCUCCGGAGCUGUUUGACGGCACCGCCGUCAGCGAGAAGGUGGACGUAUUCUCCUUUGGGGUGAUGUGCUGGGAGAUGCUGACCGGGGAGGUGCCGUGGCGGGACCUGCAGGGGCACAUGCAGAUCAUAUACCAAGUGGGCGUGCUGCGCCAGCGCCUGCCGCUGCCGGCCAGCUGCCCCGCCUUCCUGCGGGGGCUGAUCGAGGAGUGCUGGGCUGAGGAGCCGGCGCGGCGGCCCGCCUUCCCAGCCAUCCGGCAGCGGCUGCAGGAGGAGCAGGCCAGGGUGGCGGCUGACGUGGCGGCGCAGCAGCAUCGUGUGGAGUGCCGCUCCACCGUAUCGGAGACGGAUGCCUCCUCGGCGGCUGCCGGGGGCUCGGGGGGGCCGGGCAGCAGCCAGGGCAGCUGUGGCGGCGGCAGCUGCCAGCUGGCCACGCCGGAGCCGCCGGCUGAGCAAGCGCCGUCGCCCUUUGCCGCACACGCAGCUCCCUUUAGCAGCGGCAGCAGCAGCAGCAGCAGCGGCGGCAGCGCCAGUCCUGGAGCUGCCAGCUUGUGA